AUGAAGCGAUUCAUUUGGAAGGACCGCGAUGGACAGGGUCUUCACCUCGUCAAUUGGCAAACUGUGGCCACGCCUCGCCGCUCGGGAGGCCUUGGCCUUCGUCAAACACGGCAAAUGAAUAUAGCUAUGCUUGGGAAAAAAGUUAGCGAAUACAUUGAAGGCGCUUCGUCGCUCUGGGUUGAGGUUUUGUCUGACCGAUUUAGCAAGGGAUACGAGGGGAUUAAAAGGUCUAAGAUCCAGUCUUCUUCUGUCUGGACAGCAAUGAGGCGGUGCUUUUCCAUCAUUGAGACUGGGUUCACUUACAGAAUGGGUAAUGGGGAGACCAAUUUAUGGGAAGGAAUUCAUUUUCAAAGCAAACCCAUCAAAUGCCUGGUGGACUACGUGCAUAUUGCUGACUCUAACAAAUCUUGUCGUCAGAUGAUCGUUAACGGGAGGUUUGAUAUUCAGUCGUUGCACACAAUCUUCCCACCCCAUAUUUCUAAGGCGCUGAAGGAUGCCCAGAAUAUUUAUCUUCAUCCAUCAGUGCCAGACAAAUGGUGCUGGUUUGUCGGUAGUAAAGGGAAAUAUUCAGUUGCGUCUUGCUAUGAGUGGUUGCUUAAUCAGGGUACUAACACGAAGACGUCGUGGAAAAAGAUUUGGAGGCCUGACGUGCCAGAAAAAAUUAAUUUCUUCUGUUGGCUUCUUGGGCAACGUUCGCUUCCUACUAAGGAUCUUCGUCACCGGCGACAUCUAGAAACAACGGGUGCUUGCACGAUUUGCGGGGAUGGAACGGAGACCUGGGUACACAUGUUCUUCGAGUGCCCGUGGACUACGCAGGUUUGGGCCAGGUUAGUUCGUUGUGGUUUUCCCUAUUGGCUAGCCCACACGAUUCCCCGUGAUAGCCAUGGUCUGGAUUUCAUCGUUAAUGCGCCGGUGGGUAUGCGAUUUGCACUUUGGUUUAUAUGGCUGGAACGUAAUAACAGGGUGUUCGGGAAUCCUCCUAAUUCUCCCUUUGCUGUAGUUAAGGAAAUUCUUUCAUUUUUCCAAUGGUGGAAGGAUGCACGGUUGCGGGCAGAUAGGCUCAUGGAUGGGGUUAGCCAUGACAUUAUGCCGAAAACAGUAACAUGGAAUCCCUUUUAUUGUACGGGUAUGAUCUUGCAUACGGACGGUUCGUCCAUGGGUAAUCUGGGUCCUUUCGGCUUUGGAGCUGUCUUGCGCACUCAUGAGGGGGUGUGGAUUGAGGGCAUUUCAGGGAACAUUGGCAUUGCAGACAAUACGUUGGCCGAGGUGAUUGCCAUUCUCGAAGGGCUAACUUUAGCAGUGGCUCGGGGGUGUACAACUCUUACCUGCUACUCGGACUCGCAAGAGGCCCUCAGGUUGAUUAACACGACAACAGUCCCUAAUCAUGUUGUGGGGGGGCUGAUCAUGAACAUCAGGGACAAGAUUAGCUCGAUCACAAAUUUACAGUUUUUCCACAUUUGGAGGGAGGGAAAUUCCGUUGCAGAUCGCUUGGCAAGGAGAGGAUCCAAGGAGGAAGCUUUCUUCACUACUUGGGCUUUUCCCCCAGACGAUCUUCUCACUCCGUUGGCUAAGGACGCAACUAUGUUUCCUUACCCGCGCUUAUAA
Messenger RNA from Striga hermonthica, 1605 nucleotides. Lineage: Eukaryota; Viridiplantae; Streptophyta; Magnoliopsida; Lamiales; Orobanchaceae. The record is from the annotation of a GenBank genome assembly.